Molecule: messenger RNA, 745 nt
Organism: Raphanus sativus (radish)
Lineage: Eukaryota; Viridiplantae; Streptophyta; Magnoliopsida; Brassicales; Brassicaceae
Product: agamous-like MADS-box protein AGL61
Exons: 1
Coding region: 27-674 (215 amino acids)
Biological process (GO): positive regulation of transcription by RNA polymerase II
Molecular function (GO): DNA-binding transcription factor activity, RNA polymerase II-specific; RNA polymerase II cis-regulatory region sequence-specific DNA binding; protein dimerization activity
Source: RefSeq, a predicted model, not a curated record
CACACCUUUAGAAAGAAAGAAAAACUAUGAUGUCGAAGAAGAAAGAAAGCAUGGGACGACAGAGAAUUCCGAUGGUUAAGAUAAAGAAAGAGACCCACCGGCAAGUCACAUUCUCAAAACGUAGAGCCGGUCUAUUCAAGAAAGCUAGCGAGCUUUGCACAUUGUGUGGUGCAGAAAUAGGGAUCAUCGUGUAUUCUCCAGCCAAAAAGCCUUUCUCUUUCGGCCAUCCCAGCGUCGAAUCCGUAUUGGACCGUUACUUGUCCCGAAACGAUUUGUCCUUAGCGAAGACGAAGAAACCGCAGGGAAACACUGCAGGGAGCUGCGAGCUGAAUAUGGUGUUGACGCAGACCGUGAGUGAGGUAGAGGAAGAGAAGAAGAAGGGUCAAGCGAUGGCAGAAACGAGAAAAGGGAAUGCGGCGAGGCGGUUGGUGACUAAUUGGUGGGAAGGACCAGUGGACGAGAUGAAUGUGGUUCAAUUACAGGUAAUGAAAUGUGCGUUAGAGGAGUUGAGGAAGCUUGUUGUGUCAGAGACAAAUACGGUGCCGUUUAAGGAGGUGAAAGAGGAUGUGUUCGGUUUCUUGGAUACUAAUAAAGUGACGGCUCCUUCUUACGCGAACAUGACUUCUGGUCUUUCUAAUGCUUAUCAUUUUGGCUACGGAAAUGGUUGUUUCUGAUUCACAGAUGUUAUAAAGCUAGUAUCUAGCUAGCUGUUUACUUUUUUUUUCCUCAGAUUGUUUUUUUUGUU